This is a messenger RNA of Fusarium poae, 501 nucleotides long. RefSeq lists its product as uncharacterized. Bases 1 to 501 code for a protein of 166 amino acids. The transcript has a single exon. The record is from RefSeq and is a predicted model, not a curated record. NCBI's taxonomy places the organism in Eukaryota, Fungi, Ascomycota, Sordariomycetes, Hypocreales, Nectriaceae.
AUGUUUGGUCUAUCGCAAGCAGACGGACUGAGCGGCCCGGCGCUCACGGCAGCGGCUCUACUGGCCAGUGCCGCCAUCACAGCCGUCGCCGCCGUCGUCAUCAUUGGCUUCCUUCAAUUCAACUGCGGGUCCGUAAACGGUCGAUACGAGAGGUCAGACGUCAUCAUGUCUUGGGUGCCUUUGUUCUUAUUUGAUAUCGCCAUGCUGGAAGCCAUAGCUGGCGUAUUACUAUGGUACACCAACAAUUUCCCGAAUGAGCUCAUCGUUUUAUUCGCUUCAGAAAUACUCGUCUUGCUCAUCAUUUUGACCGUGUUAUCUUUGUGGGCUAGGCGAAAGAUCAAAACCUUGGUUGCCAUGUGCUGUUUGGAUGACGAUGAAGCCGAAGGUCCUUAUUACGAUCAAGUACACGACCGGGAGGACGGGCUCGGCAUCACAAGAGAGAACAGGUUCUCGCGCUCCACCGAGCCCCGUCGGGUACGAAAUCGCGUGAUAUGCAAGUGA